GUCAGUAAAUGAUGACAUUUUUAUUUUUGAGUGAACUAUCCCUUUAAGAAAUGUAAACCAUGUUAAUUUAAUUAAAUAGGGUGUGUUUGACUUUGAGGAGAUUUAUAAACUCUGAAAUAGUGGCCUCCUUCCAGUCUGUUUCUGGGAUAUUUGUUUCUAUGACAACGACAGUGAGAAAUGUCAGCAGGUAGAUGACUCACAACAGACAAACAAAACGCGAAGAGCUGUUAAAUGACCAACAUUAAUUCACACAGAGCUGGCAUGUUUUACAGGAGGACAACUGAACAGAUCUGUUCAGCAAAAAAUGAGUUAAAUCUGACGUACACGGCAUUACUGCUUUGUGAACGUCGCGUGGUAUUUGACCCGGACGCGCGUCAGACGCUUUGAUUUAGCGACGCUUUGAUGAUGACGCGGGCCGCGGCGUGAUUCCCGAGUCCCCGGCAGCUUAUUUGGGAAGCAACCGGGUUUCGGUGCGGUUGGCUGAAAUCAGCAGCCCACACGGCUGUCAUUACAUCACCUCCCGGGCUAAAGCGUUACGGUUAGUUAUUUACUAGGAACGAACGCGAUUGACCGAAGCGCAUUUUAAAGGCCUGACACAACAAUGUCCGUAGGCUCCGGGUUUAACGGAAUCACGGGGUUUUUAACGAGAGGAUAAAGAGUAGAAGGGAAGAAGGCGCGUGACUGUCUCGCGCUCAUUGUGCUUUCGUUGAUGAUGUGAGGCGGGAUGCCAUGGCAGCGGCGGAUGUAGCAGCUAACGGUCCGGAGCCGCCCGGUCCAACGGCGUUUCCCUACGAGGAGUACGAGUGCAAAAUCUGCUACAACUAUUUCGACCUCGACCGUCGGGCGCCCAAAAUCUUGGAGUGCCUGCACACCUUCUGCGAGGAGUGCCUGCACGCGCUGCACUUGCGCGAGGAGCGGCCGUGGCGCAUCAGCUGCCCCGUUUGCCGCCACCGGACGCCAGUGCCGGACUAUCGGAUACAGAACCUGCCCAACAACACCAAGGUCACAGAGGACUUCCCUCUUUAUAUCGACUCGGACCCUUUGCCCCAAGAUGCGCUACCGCCCCACCCGCCUCCCCUGCACCCGGCGCUCGUUGCACUCCGACGCGAGGACGACGCGUCCAGAGCGUCCGUCGCGGGUCAAGCGACGUCGUCCACCACGACGGUGUCCACCGCGACAACGCUCUCUCAAGAAUCCAUUUCGCGCUAUGAGAGCUGCCACAACUGCAGGCGGCUCGCGCUGACCACCGGAUGCGUGUGCGUCAUCUUCUCCUUCCUAUCCAUGCUCGUGCUCUUAUUCAUGGGCCUGAUCUUCGUGCACAGCCACGGCGGACCGCCCUCCCCUGCGGGACCGCUCUGCCUGUCUGUCGCGAGCAUCCUGGCUAUGGUCUCUGUGGUGGUUACGUGGCUCCUCUGCUGGCUCAAAUACAGACCGGAGCACGAGUCCGGCCGCGCAUCGGCCACUGCUAACGCGAGCAGGAGAAACGCGUGACACAAAUAGUUAUUGUUCACCUGUGUGUUACUGUAGUGAUAUGGGUUUAUCAAUGGCUGAUCACAACAUCGAUGUCUAAUGCUGUACAGUGCAGAUAAACAAUGGCUCCAAAAAGAAUCAGAUUACAAGAAUUUGUAUUACAUUUGGAUAAAAUCAAUGCAAGCACUUUACAGGCAAAAUAGUGCACAAUUAAGGAAGUGCUUUAGAUUUCAAAUAUUAAAACAUAGGCUAUAGGAAACGGUAUUAGACAUUUUGUAAAAUUUUAGUCGAUCAUAUCCAUAGUUAAUGUGGUACUCUGCUAAGCAACCUGUGUGAACCUAAAAUGAACUUAGUCGAUAAAUUCUUACAUUUUACGGUUCACAUAUUUUGGGGGACACUGUAUGGACAAGGUUUGAAAGUGUGGGACCACAAGUGCUCCUAAUGCCUUUCUUUUACAUUCCUUUUCUUUACGAAUUAUAUUAUCAGUUACAAAGUUUAUUUAUUUCUAUUAUUUAUCUGCUUUAAUGAUGGCAUGUGCUUUACAUAUCUUAAGUUUAUAUUAUUGCCUUUCUAUUCCAUAAUAUUGUCUCGCUAAGACAAAUUUGUAAGUCGCUUUUCGUCUGCUAAAUUUAAUAUCAGAAAAAAGGUCCAAAAAUGGUCACUAUCCCAGUAGGCAUAUGACCGACCUUCAACGUUGAAAUUUGGUUGAAAUAAGGUCAGUUGUUUGUUCAAUGUUGAAACAACGGUGAAUGGUAAACGGUUGCAAAAGGUUAUAAAAGUGCUUAAAAUCAACGUUAAAAUUUGAUUGAAAUAAGGUCAGUUGUUUGUUCAAUGUUGAAACAACAUUGGAACAACAUUGAAACAAUGGUGAAUGGUAAACGGUUGCAAAAGGUUAAUAAAAUGCUUCAAAUCAAUGUUGAAAUUUAAUUGAAAUGAUGUCAGUUGUUGUUCAACGUUGAAUAAAUUUGCAAAAUCAAAAGGUAAUUCAACGUUGAUUCAACAUUGUCCUUGAUGUUGAUUCAACAGUGAAUCAACGUCACUGGGGUGGCACCUUUUAAAAUCACACCUUUGCACAUAUAAAGAGUAUAUUAUUAGUACCUCAAAGGAACAUAUUGGUACCAAAUAUACAUGUACCUACAUUUUUUUGUGUGUGGUCUCAGACUUUUGGAAGCUAUUAGCAAAUGAGGCCUAUGCAAAAUUCUUUAACUGAAAUGAAACCGUAAUUUACUUAGAAAGCAUGCAUGUUUUGAGGCUGAUAAUCUCCAAAUUAAGGCUAACGAAUCAGUCUGCCACCUCACGCUGUAUUACAUGCCAUCCGGCCUAUGAAAGAAAGGCACAUUUGUUCAUAUGGAGCAAUAGCUUUACUAUGAAAUGGUGAUUUUAUACCACCUCCUUUGUUCUCCGCUUCACCUAUGCAUCUGUCACGGUGAAACCGUGUCAUCUGACAAUCUCUAUUUGCUGUCGUAUUUGUGUGCAUUGCACAAUAGUGCUCAUUUUAUCGUUGAUCAUUUUUUGUAUGACACAAACACGUGAAGCACCCUAGCCAUGUACUUAGUUUAGAAAAAACAACCUGCAUGAUGAAAACUAGAUAUUAUGUUGGUAAAGACGGUAGAGACCGUCCUUGCCUGACAGCCAAUUCACUCAGUACGUGCUGUUUUUCAUCGAGCAGUGACUAAUCUGGUAUUAUGGGUAUUUCAUAUGCUGAUCUGUCAAGUGCCCGUGAAACUGGAAACAGUGUUGGUGGAGAGCUCCACAGAUACUGAAACAGAUCUCUGUGUAAGAUUUAUUAGGAAGGAAUUGCACAGAGGUGAAGCAAGGAGAAACGUGAUACCUGAGAAGCAGUUCGAGUUUUGCAGUGCCCUCGCUCUGACAGGAUGCAGCGGUAGAAAUCAAUGAUAAAGACUCACACGCUUGGAAUACAGCCAAGUCGUGCCGUUCAGUGUUUCCCAUUAGUCAUUUGUCCUGGUAAUCCACAACUGAUAUAUUCAUGAAACCAAACGUGGCUUGUUAACUUGGGUUUUGGAGAGUGCAAUCACACAUUCAUAGCCAGCUGUGUCUGUAUCUGGGAUGGAUAUUGAAUAUAUCUUUCAGAUGAUCUUGGACUUGGUUUUGUUACAAUGAUUGCAUAUUUCCUUUUAAUAGAAGUCAUUCUUUUGAGAAUGGUAACCAAACUUGAUCCUUGUCUCUUAAAGGAAAAGUUCACCUAGACAUUUAAAUUCUGAUGAUAUUUCCUCCCAUCAAUCUGAAAAUUUGAAAUUUGUAUAAAUAUUUGCAUGGCUUUAUCCAUUCAAUUCAUAAACACCAAAAUAGCAGCAUGCGGGUUUUGAAAUGACAUCGUGUAGAUAUCAAAAUUUACAUUUUUGGGUGAACUGUUCUUUAAAAUUAGCUCUUAUGUGCCUUUCUUUUUUAUUUAUUCAUUUAUUUAUGGAGGGAAAAGACGAUUUUAAUAGUUGAAAACAAUUGAAUUUUAUAUAGGCUUACUGUUUGAUAUUUGAAGCUGUUUAUUGUUGUAGGCAAAUGUGAUGGAUUAACUCAAUUCUGCCCCCUGUCGGUGGAGCUUUGUAGUGCAAUCAUUUGUGUGUUGUGUUGAGUAUUGCUUACAUUUUUGUAAGGAAGGUUUACAAACUGAAUCUGGACUUGGGGGUAUUUGAAUAAUUGCAAUGGGUACUUAGACGUCCCUGUGUGUUUAUAAUGGUUGAAAGUGUUUGAUGCUGUUAUUGGUCAGACUAAAUGUGCUGUACAAAGCAGCAUAUAUACAGGAAGUACAGUAGUAUAGUGCACUAGUGUUGUGUAGUCACCAGCUUUACAGCUUCUCCUGCCAGAGUAGACAAUAUCUCAUGAUUUUACUCUAUACCAGGAAUUAAGUUUACUGCCAUGUUUAAUUCUUGCUUAAAACGCUACACCAGUAUGCAUUUAUGCUGGUUUAUGUUAGCUCUGGUUUGUUGAUGGUCUAGCUGGAAAAUAGUAGCUGUGCUGUUCACCAGCCAAAAAAGCUGGUCUCGACUUCUGUUCUGAUUCACAUACUUAAUAGAUCAGAGCACGGAAAAACUUGAGGUAAACCCAAAACAUUAAAUCAUUAAGGACCAAACCAUAAAUAAUGGAACGGAUUUUGUUUCUGUUCUAAUGGAAUAACAAACAUUCAUAAUAUACACAAUCAAUAUAAAAGUUUUCAUGCUGCUCUUUAUGACUUCCCCACUUUCUCAUGGAAACGCUGUUGUCUGGAUUAUCUGGCAUGAUGUACGCUUUUCACAUGUCAGUUUUUCUCACACUGUACACCACCCAGUGACUUUCUGGGAUGUGAUAUACUUCCCUUAGUGCACUCCUCUUAGUAACACUCCUUAGGGUCAUGGGCUUUAUAAAUAGCCCUUAUAUACUCUGCUGUAAUAGGUUUAGUCUAGAGGUAAAAACUGUGUCUUUUUACUAUAAUGGCUCAAUAAUUGUUGUGAAACCUGUUUGAAGUGUAUUUGCACAUUAAAAUUGUUGUUUACAAAACACACAUUUUGGUUGGCUAAUAAAUGAUUUAAAAAAUAAAGUCGUUGUUG
This is a messenger RNA of Paramisgurnus dabryanus, 5012 nucleotides long. Its product is annotated as RING finger protein 228. Gene Ontology annotation, molecular function: ubiquitin protein ligase activity. Gene Ontology annotation, biological process: protein ubiquitination. The record is from RefSeq and is a predicted model, not a curated record. Lineage: Eukaryota; Metazoa; Chordata; Actinopteri; Cypriniformes; Cobitidae.